Molecule: messenger RNA, 823 nt
Organism: Durusdinium trenchii
Lineage: Eukaryota; Dinophyceae; Suessiales; Symbiodiniaceae
Source: the annotation of a GenBank genome assembly
AGUAUUUACCCUCAAACCCCCAAGCCUUUGCUCUGCUGGCGCCCAGGCGCCGCAGAAUCGGCUGAGGCCGCAAAGGCUAGAGGCCAUGGCUGCGCAACUGAAGGAGAUCGUGGAUCGCCUCAAUGCGGAGCCUUUCAACUUGGACUUAUCACUGGUGGGUUUCGAUGAGAAGGACCCAUUCGAGCUCAUGGAGAUUCUCAAGAAGGUCCUCACAUUCCUGGACCCAAAGCAUGAUGUGGACGUGAGAGAGGAGAAGCCGGACGCGACGUACCAGCGCAUUUCGGAGUUCUUGCACAUCCUUGGGUACCAGUGUUCUUUCGACAUCGAGUUUCAGCAAGGUCUGAUGUCAGGUGACAAGAACACGAUCCACCCAAUCUUGUACUGGCUGCUGAACAAUCUUGAAGCGCUUCGAAAAAGGGCCUACUUGGCCAAAUUCUGCAUGAACCUGGAGGUUCCAGAGGAGUUUCUGCGAGAAGAGCAGGUGGCCGAGGUUUACCGGAGUUACAAGGAGCUGCAGUCUCAGUUUAAAGCGACGCAUUCGCACGUCGAGCAGGAGCGGCAAGGUCGGAUGAACCCUUCCGACUUGCAGAGAGAGGUACAGCAGCUAGAUGCCGAACGAGAGCAGCUGGCGCAAAAGAUUCAGCUUCUCAAGGCGAAGACCGAGAGAGAUGAAGGCUUUGCACAGCUCUUGCAGGUCACUUCAAUGCUUCGGAAAGAACAAGAAGAGGAAGCGCGCUUGGCAGAGAAACUGCAAGAGCAGAAGUAUCAGCCUGGUGCUGAGAAUGGCAAGAGUCCUCUCAGGAAAUGGACCAGCCAGUACUAA